UCGAUCCCUGAGUUACUCAGCCUCAUCUAGUUGCGGGACUUGGAGCAAUACUUUUCAUUUGAUUGGUGAGGGGCAAUACUUUCAUGGAUUAAGGCCAGUGUUGCACACUUCACUCAGACAGAGAGAGACACUGCCUGUCAUUCCACAAACUGCAGAAGGCACUCCGCACAGGAUAAGGAAGUUUAAGAAGCAGGAAGUCCUGAAAGUCCCGAAACUACACAACAGAAAAUAAAAGGCUGUGCGCAGACUGAGAAGAAAACGAAGGCGUGUCCUGUGUGCGAGUGAACCCAGAAAUGGAAGUUAACUACUUGUUUCUGAAGUCCAAACGAAGUGGGCUGAAGAUUGCAGAAAUGGUUGCAGCUUUUGUGGUUAUUGUUUCCUUCGCUGCUUCGUCCUCGGGAGUUUUUAUAGCAGUUCCCCUCAUGGAGAUUCUCAUCACGCUCGCCUUCUAUCUCUUGUUUCUGCUUAAAUUGGACUCUAAAAUGACUUUGUUGUUCUGGCCACUGAUGGAUGGUGUAAAUUCUGUGUUUGCGGCUGUGCUGUUGCUGAUAGUCUGUAUUGCGGCUGUAGUGAGCAGGGUCACUGCUGGCAUCAUCACUGGUUCAGUCUUCGGUUUCAUAGCUGUUGCCUUGUAUAUUGCGGAUUCUUAUAUAAUGUGCAGCCUCAUCACAGUCAACCAACAGAAGACUUCCAGCAGGUGACCCCAUGGAGAGCCGUCUCUGUGAGCAAGCUCAGCUGCUGAUUUUAGUCAGUCUGUUCCCAAUCCCUGUGUGAUUCACAGCUUUAGCUCUGCCCCUGUACAAUCCAAGAAUGAUGUGUUCCCGUUUACUCUGGCCAUUCGUGCUGCAUGGACAAGAAACUUGAAGGAUUCAGGACAGUGGAAGAUCACAUGGCUGAUUUACCAAAGAGUGGAUUUUAUUGCUAUCAGGGCCUGCCUUAAUCCUGUGAACAGAGCUGCUGGAUCAGGUGUAACAUUCCAGAUCAGUAGAAUUUCCUCUUGCUCAGUGACAUCUAUACAUAGAAUCACAGAGAAUUGACAAUGCAGGAACAUGCUAUUCAGCCCAACUGCUCCAUGUUGAUGUUCCAGACUAGCUUCCUUGUCCUUCACAUAACCCUCCUCAGUAUUCCUUCUCCUUCAUUUACUCAUCUAGCUUCCUCUGUGUCUCAUCUUAAUCACUCUCUAUGACAGUGAGAUGCAGAUUCUCACUGUUUCCUGGGACGAGAGAUUUCUCCUGAAUCUCCUAUUUUCUGUCUGUCUCUCUCUCUCUCCCACACACACACACACACAUACAACCUGCCCAAGGGGAAACAUUUUCUCUGGAUCUACUCAGUUGGAAUUGGUUGCCUUAUUAAUGGUUUUGUCUGAGAUACCCAUCAGAAAUCAUACUCACAAACAUAAUUAUAUCAGGUUGGCCGAACACAGUGAUUGAAAGGAAUGUUUAACCCCUACAUGCUGGCUGUGUAUCACUCAAUAAAGGAGUUACUUCUUUGUGACCAAAGUACAGCCCCUUGAAGAUUUUGUAUUGUGUUUUUGCAAUGUGCACACUGACUAUCAUUCCAAUCACACCCACUCGAAAGCUCCAUAUGAUUUUAAUUGCUUUUCCUUGUAUGUUGGAAUGGUUUUUUAAUUAAAAACACCCUCUAAAUGAAAA
This is a messenger RNA of Rhincodon typus (whale shark), 1652 nucleotides long. Its product is annotated as chemokine-like factor. NCBI's taxonomy places the organism in Eukaryota, Metazoa, Chordata, Chondrichthyes, Orectolobiformes, Rhincodontidae. The record is from RefSeq and is a predicted model, not a curated record. The transcript is spliced from 4 exons. Bases 294 to 701 code for a protein of 135 amino acids. Gene Ontology annotation, cellular component: membrane.